Talaromyces proteolyticus is the source of this 2990-nucleotide messenger RNA. RefSeq names its product putative spindle pole body component. Gene Ontology annotation, cellular component: equatorial microtubule organizing center; mitotic spindle pole body; gamma-tubulin small complex. Bases 102 to 2777 code for a protein of 891 amino acids. Gene Ontology annotation, biological process: mitotic cell cycle; spindle assembly; cytoplasmic microtubule organization. Gene Ontology annotation, molecular function: gamma-tubulin binding; microtubule minus-end binding. The record is from RefSeq and is a predicted model, not a curated record. Lineage: Eukaryota; Fungi; Ascomycota; Eurotiomycetes; Eurotiales; Trichocomaceae. The transcript is spliced from 4 exons.
GAUUGAUGCCCAACAAUUGGACGGGCGCUUUCCGGGUCGCUAGCGGUCAAUCAUCUUGAUACUUGAGCGCUGUACUGUCACGAAUCAUCGCGCACCGUAUUAUGUCCUCCAAUGAGCACCGCUCUGUCAGCUACAACGUAGGCGGCCGUGGUACACGACCCCGCGUCGUCUCUUCUAAACGCGAAGCAGAGAAGCCAUCGCGACAAGACAGCGAAAACAAUAAAUCUCCCCGACGUGUUGCUAAUAUGGACCACCUUCGAGGUAGUACAUCCAGCGGGAGAGGAUUGCACAGGGAAUCUAGCAACGUCACUGAACGUCGCACGGAGCGAAAUAUCGUCACAACUCGCGAUCGAAUCCAUGUUAAGACGCGAAACACCGUGAAAGAAUCACCUAAUGCCGGAAACCGUGGUGAUUUUGAGAAACCUCGAUCUAGGAAGGUAGAUACAGCGACUCCUCCUAGGGGGAAGGAAAAGGAAGUAACAGAAUUACCAUGGAAUCCCCAAGCUACUCUAAUACCACACUCUGCUGCGCCGCUUGCAUGUCGCGUGUCCGUUCCUCCCUUGGCCUCAAUAGCGCCCGAAUACCUGGAGCCGGCGCCGUUUAAAACAAUGCCGAUGGAUGAACAAGAAGAUACUAUUUUACAAGAUAUUCUUUUCGUCUUCAUGGGUUACGAAGGCCAAUAUAUACGCUAUAGCAACACAUAUGAUCCUUCAUCAGAGAAAGACCGAUUGGUAGGCCCGUCAUAUCGAAUUUCGCCAGGCUUGGACCCGAGUCUUAAAGAUUUAACAUUAUCGAUGUUGAAAAUGGCGACGCAUUAUAGCGCUCUGGAAGCCUUUGUCGAUGUUCAAAGUCGUCCUGAGUAUGGUGCUGUUAGUCAUGCUUUGUGCGCAGCCAUAAGGAAGCUAUUGAAGGACUAUUUGAUACUUGUUGCGCAGCUGGAAAACCAACUCAUCAACAACCCAAAUUUCACGCUGCAUGUUCUUCACCUCCAGACCAUGCCCACGAGUCAGAGUUUAGCACAACUUUAUUCACUCGGCCAAGAGCUGUUGAGGCGAAAUAAGUUGCUAGACCAGGACUUGGACGAGUCAAUCGACGAUUUUGACGAUGUCGAUAAUAUUCUAGAGCAGUUGAAGGAAGGCGGGGAUCUGGUUCCAGGAAGCAUGUCUAGCAAGAAGAUAUGUAAGGGUGGAAAUGUCCUUGGGCUGCUAACAGAGCGACUGGCUACGUUUUCUGGUGACCCUGCGACGAGAACGCUUCUACAAACACUACUUCGCGAGGCAAGCAGGCCUUAUAUGAUGAUGCUGAAUGAAUGGCUGCACCAUGGCGGGAUUAAAGAUCCCCACGGCGAGUUCUUAAUUAAAGAACAAAAAGGAAUUAAAAGAGAGAAAUUGGAGGAAGAUUAUACGGAUGAGUACUGGGAAAAACGAUAUACCAUCCGUGACAACGAGGUGCCUCCACAAUUGGAGAGUGUCAGGGAUAAAGUUUUGCUAGCCGGUAAAUAUCUCAACGUCGUACGAGAAUGCGGCGGUGUCGAUAUCAGCAAGGCCGUAAAAGAUGUUCCAAAGACCUUUGAUGAUCCUCGGUUUUUGGACAAUGUUAACGGCGCCUAUGCGUAUGCGAAUACGUCCCUGCUGAAUCUUCUACUUACCGAAAACUCUCUGACAACACGGUUCCGAUCAUUGAAGCAUUAUUUCUUUCUGGAUCGGUCCGAUUUCUUCUCUUAUUUCAUGGAGCUGAGUUCAUCUGAACUUCGCAAAUCCGCGAAGAACGUAAACGAAAGCAAGCUUCAGUCUCUGCUUGAUCUGGUGCUUCGACAACCUGGCAGUAUUGCCGCUCAAGAUCCGUACAAAGAAGAUGUCAAGGUCAAAAUGAACAAGAUUGGAUUGACCAAAUGGCUGAUGCAGGUUGUCAGUGUAUCUGGAAUUGAUCAGGACAACCCAGAUGGCGGAAUAGAAAAAUACCAAACUCCGACGACCCAACCGGCCGAGGAAGAGAAGGACAUUGUUGGGUUUGACGCUCUGGAGCUGGAUUAUAUGGUUCCUUUCCCAGUAUCUCUUGUGAUCAGCCGCAAGACAGUUCUGCGUUACCAACUCAUCUUUCGAUAUCUCCUCUCGCUUCGGCAUUUAGAGAAUUUAUUAGUUACUUCGUGGCAUGACCAACAGAAAGUGCUAGGAUGGCGGCACAAGUCAUCUGACCAGCGACUAGAACUAUGGAAACGAAGAGCCUGGACACUGCGAGCCAAGAUGUUGGUCUUCGUUCAGCAACUACUCUACUUUUGUACGUCAGAAGUGAUCGAGCCAAACUGGCAGAGCUUGAUGGAGAGAGUAAAUGGAACUGUUGCUGGCAGUGACAGCGUGCCCACAGAUGGAUCCAGACAAGUAAACAGGACAGUGGAUGAGUUGAUGCAGGACCAUGUCGAUUUUCUUGACACCUGUCUGAAGGAGUGUAUGCUUACUCAGGCAAAGCUUUUAAAGAUACACUCAAAAUUAAUGACUUGUUGCACCAUGUUCGCCUCUUGGACUGCCUCAUCACUCGCUCGAAGCGUAGCCUCCGCAGACCCCGACCUAUCAGCUGGUGCAGAAGGUGCACCUUCUGACGCUCGACCUUUCGACCCAAGUCGACUAGCGAAGCUAGAAGACACCCUUAAGCGAUAUGAAGACCACUUCAACCGUCAUUUGCGAAUAUUGAUGGAUAGUUUGAACUACUUUGCAGCAACCGAAAGUGUUGUCUUGCUCAAACUUGCGCAUUCAUUGAGCUCAAUUGCCAAGGACGAAUAGCCCUCUUUCUCCAUCGUCUUUUUUCUGUUAUGGUAUUUGAUUCAAAGCGGGUAUCAGGUUGUUUGAGUUAUAGGAAUCCGCCAUCAUUAUAUUUGCAUCGAUGAGUGGACUGUUAGAAUUGGAUUGAUGGAUGAUACCCUAUCGGAGUUCAAGAAGCAAUUAUCAGAUUAUGCAUAUACAGCGACCUGAAUGAAUGAACUAUUAAUUAUCGCG